Vigna angularis (adzuki bean) is the source of this 2011-nucleotide messenger RNA. RefSeq names its product poly [ADP-ribose] polymerase 2. The record is from RefSeq and is a predicted model, not a curated record. Gene Ontology annotation, molecular function: NAD+ poly-ADP-ribosyltransferase activity. NCBI's taxonomy places the organism in Eukaryota, Viridiplantae, Streptophyta, Magnoliopsida, Fabales, Fabaceae. The coding region runs from base 116 to 1888 and encodes 590 amino acids. The transcript has 17 exons.
CCUCAUAUGUCAAGCGCUGGUAUAAAACCGGCGUCGUACGCUAACCAUGGUGGGAAGCUUCAAAAUUCAAAGCUGAGUGAGUAAAAUUACGCUAACCAUUCCAUUUCCCUCUAAAAUGGCGUCAAGUAAAAUGAGGGUGGAUGAGCUUCGAAUGGAGCUUCAUUAUCGUGGACUCUCCAUCACCGGAACAAAACCCACUCUGCUGCGUAGACUUGAAGCUGCUGUUCGCAAAGAAACUCGAAAUGCGACGAGUGAAGCUGAUGCUAGUUCCCCUCCUAGAACUAGAAAGAGAGCUAGGGAUUCUCAAAAUCAUGAUUCUAAUCACUCCCAAGAAAUCGAGAUUGCAGAGGAGGCAAAAGAGGAAGCGGUGAAGAUGGUGACCGCAACCAAAAAGGGCGUGGCAAUUCUCGAUCAGUAUCUUCCGGAUUCUGUGAAAACGCACUAUCAUGUUCUGCGACUGGGUGGUGAUGUCUAUGAUGCCAUGUUGAAUCAGACAAAUGUCAGGGACAACAAUAACAAGUUCUAUGUGAUUCAAGUUCUUGAAUCGGAUAGUGGCGGUGAAUACCUUGUUUACAAUAGAUGGGGAAGGGUAGGUGUAAAGGGCCAAGACAAGAUACAUGGUCCUUACAAAUCAUGUGAGAGUGCCAUUCAGGAGUUUGAACAAAAGUUUUUAGCCAAGACCAAAAAUGCUUGGUCCGAUAGGGAUAGUUUUGUUAGCUAUCCUAAAAGUUAUGUUUGGAUCGAAAUGGACUACAGUGGCAAGGAAAAUGAAUCUACUGUUACUGAAAAUCCUGGUCGUGCUUUAGGAAAGCAGCCUACGGAAUCUAAACUUGAACCACGUGUUGCAAAAUUUAUAUCUCUUAUUUGCAACGUGAGCAUGAUGAAUCAGCAAAUGAUGGAAAUAGGGUACAAUGCAAACAAGUUGCCCCUUGGAAAACUUAGCAAAUCAACAAUUUUAAAGGGCUAUGAAGUUCUGAAAAGACUUGCUAAUGUGAUUGAUAAAGGUGACAGGAAAGUUAUGGAGCAAUUAAGUGGAGAAUUCUACACUGUAAUUCCACAUGAUUUUGGAUUCAAAAAAAUGUCUGUUUUUGUAAUUGACACCCCUCAGAAGUUGAAACGCAAGUUAGAAAUGGUUGAAGCUCUUAGUGAAAUUGAGGUUGCCACAAAGCUUUUGAAAGAUGAUGCAGAAAUGCAGGGAGAUCCACUGUAUGCUCAUUAUCAAUGCCUUCAUUGCGAACUGGCACCUGUUGAAUUUGGUUGCGCUGAAUUCUCCAUGAUUGAAGAGUAUAUGAAGAACACUCAUGCAGAAACACAUUCAAACUAUACUGUGGACAUUGUUCAAAUAUUUAGGGCAUCAAGGGAAGGCGAGGCUGAACGAUACAGAAAGUUCGCUAGUACAAAAAAUAGGAUGCUUUUGUGGCAUGGUUCUCGGCUCACAAACUGGACAGGAAUUUUAUCUCAAGGUUUACGCAUAGCCCCUCCUGAGGCACCUGUAACUGGCUACAUGUUUGGAAAGGGGGUGUACUUUGCUGACAUGUUCUCAAAAAGUGCAAAUUAUUGCUAUGCUACUCGUACGGCUAAAGAUGGCGUGCUCCUUUUAUGUGAGGUUGCACUGGGAGAGAUGGCUGGGCUUCUAAAUGCCUGCUAUGAUGCCGAUCAGUUGCCUGAAGGAAAACUGAGCACAAAAGGAUUAGGAGCUACUGCUCCUGAUCCCUCAAAAGCACGGGAACUUGAAGAUGGGCUCGUAGUUCCCGUAGGAAAGCCAGAAAAAAAUUUAUGCCUCAAGAGCGAACUACUGUACAAUGAAUACGUUGUUUAUAAUGUAGAGCAGAUUAGGAUGCGAUAUAUUGUUCACGUAAAUUUCAAUUUUAAGAAUAGAAGAAGUUAGCGGCUAAAUGAUUACAAUGUUGUUUGUGUAUUUUAUCAUUUUCUGGUUCGCCUAGCCAAUCAACAAUCAUUAUUGAUGUAAAUUAUUCCGAGUCAAAGGUUAAUUGGUCGCUCCUUUCUUAUC